GCAAAGUCUUUGAUGUUCAAGAAGUUGAUUACACUUCCCCAAAAAAUUGGGGGGGUGGUAUGUAUACUUUAUACUUUUUACUUUAUAUACUUUAGAUAGGACAAGUUCUGUGAGUUCUGUUUGCAGAACUUGCAGAUUUUCUAAAUCACUGAGAUGAAAAAAAAAUCAAUGCCAUGUCUUAUUUGAUUGUAUUCUCUGACAUCUUACCUCCAUGAUGGUGGACCUGCUUAGUAAAGAGACAGUAGGGUAACCUCUACCUGAGCAGAGAAUGAACUCACUCCGCGCGUGUGUGUGUGUGUGUGUUGUAAUCCGAGCUUCUCUGCGUUUCGGCAGCCAGGUGCCCGUGCACGUGAGUGCACGUGAGUCCCUCCCUUUGACUCAGAAAGUGAGCGAUGGCAGAAAGCAGUUGAAAGCAUUGAGCCGAGGGCAACCUUCCACACUCUCCACCACGCUCAUCUCAGAGGGCCACAAGCACCUUUAGAUUAUCUUUUUCUUUUGUUUGUGUAAAAAGGUCAUUUAGAAAGUCGACAACAUCACAAUAUGUCGUGUGUAGUUUAGUUUAGUGUGAAACCGCUCAGUGAACUACGUCCCGUCUCUCACCUUCGCUUGUCCAGGCACAGACGUAACAUUUUCCGUUGCUUUAUGGCCAUUAACUGUAUUCGUUCACCCUCAUAAUUCUCAUAGGCAUUGUUUUGGGUUUCAAAACCUCUAAAAAAUGCCGUCUGUCUUUCAAUUGACUCAAGAAAAGCCAAACAUGUCUCAAAUACUUUUUCCAAAUUUCAAUUCAGUUAGUGACAAAGCUUCCGUAAACUGUAGCUGUUCAUUUAAUUACAUGUACUACAAGGACUUCCCAGCAGUGUGGAUGAUUCCAUUAACAGUUCCUCACUAUGGGGAGCCACCAAGUCUGGUCCCAACCAUUAACAGCAGCUGUCUCCAGCUCUCUGCCAUCAACACUCAUUGUGUAUCAAACAUGCCAACUCUAAUCCCAUCUACAGUAUAUCACGUGUAUCAAAAAGAUUCCUAGGCCAAUGGGCCAGUUGUAUGUGUCAUUAAUGCAUAAAAAAAUACUAAAAGACUUGUAGUACACCACGCCAGAUGGACAGAAGCUAUCUUUUCAUUUCUCUGUUUUUCAAGUAUUUACAAUAAUUUAUGUUCAUGUCUGGAUCAAACCAGCCAUGUUGAGGGCCGAUGUCUCUUUGUGCUGCAAUAUGAACUACUGAGGUGCCCUUACAUGUCAGUUUUAUUAAACAGCAUUCUGCUUGGACCUUCUGAUACCAGCCAGCCUUUCUGUACCACCAAUGAGUUUGUACUAACAGACAAAAACAAUUUUGUUCAAGUUUACAAAUUCUUGCAAAAGCAUAAAAGAGAGUUCAGAAUCCAUCAACUGCCUUGUUGUGAAAAAUGUAGUUUUUUUGACUUAAAGGACAGGUUCCCAAUUUUUCAGGGAAUUACAGGAUCGCAUAACAGACAAAAAUGAUGCUUUGAGUAAUGUGUUUGCUGCGAUCGUCGUCUUGUUAGGAGCUACCGGAGCCUUUGGCGUGCUUCAGGUGUGUGAGGGACAACGUGGCGACUCCCAAAGAGGUUAGAAACAGAUGCUGAAAAGCGUCAGUUCGAUCACAACUGGAGAGCAUUUCUUUAUUGAAGCGAUUGACUCAUUGGUUCGUUCAAUUAUCACUUACCGGUAUGUAUUUUUGAAAGCGCUGAACGGUUCAAAAGAGUUUCCAAUGACGGCGUCUCAGGUGGUUUUGAGGAACAAAGCAUCUGCAGGUCAGUUUGUUCCCUUUUAUCGCCUCUUUACAGGGUUUUGCUUUGGGAUUUUUCAUACGUUCUGUAUUUGCAGCGUGUUUCCAUAUAUUUUGGAUCGUGGUACGUGAUUUUGACUUAUAGUUACAUAAAGCGGCGACACAUUUCUCCGAAUGGAAAGGUUGUGUGUGUUUGAACCUGCUGUAACAGCAGUGGACGGCAAAUGCAGAAACGCUUGAGAGGGACGAUGACCGCGGCAACGUCAUGUCUGUUUUAUCCCACACGCGUGUGGCUGUAGUUCAUUUGACUCCAGCUACAUGUUGUCGCAGUUCAUUCAUUCCAAACAACAGCCGUGUCAGACUCUCCCGUCGGUUCAGGCAGGUGGCAAAAGACAACUGCAGGCUGCGCGCAGUGAAACGCAUGCCAUCGGGGUAACCUUCCAGGAGCAGCACCAUGUCAUCACAGCUGCGUAUUUGUGUGUGUGUGUUUGUGUGACACCGGGGCUCAAGGCCCCCUCCAGCGCCUCUAUGAGACGUGACGGGCCGCCAGCCAUCUGCAGCAGCAUCAUUAUUAGACCCUCAGAGCGGAGAAGUAUCAUCAAGAGCGAGAAAGCCUGCUAAGAGUGGUAGACUGAGGGAAGAGAGACACGCGUUUCGUGGAAUGGUCCAACAAAGGACUUUCACUCGCCGUUACCUACCCAAGUGGUUCUGAACCGGGUCACGUCCGUUUGACACAGCGUCAAAGACUCGCUAACCUCCCAAGUCAAAACCCAGAUGACCCCAUGCGGCCUGUGGCAAAGUGUGAAUGGAAGGGACGAUGUUAUGUUGAGGUCUGUGUGUGUCUGUGCGUGUGCGUCACGGUGCCACCUGACGAUCUCGCCUGCCAGAAAAGCCGCGGGGGUUCAUGUGUCAAAAGACUGUGCCACAAGAUGCACGACCACAUCAGAGAACAUUCCCCUCGUGGUGUCAACAGCUCAUGACAUAAUGCCCGUGACCUUUUUGUGAAGUGAAUAAAUAACUAUUUGCAUGUGUCACCAUGACAGCACUUGUGUCAAAGUGAAAUGAUCUCCUUUCUUCCUCCUCCUUUUAAUAUGCUUGGACAACUUACCUGAGCUGUUCAUGCCUCCACCACCAGACAUCAACCCCCCCCUCAAAUACAAACAUAUAGACAGAGCCAUUGUUUGACAUAUCUAACAUCCACCGAGAGGUCAAAGGCAGUGUGUCUCUGCAGCGAGCGCCCAAGCAAAGUGCCAGUGAUUUGAAUACGGAAACCACUACGGUCCAAUCACAACGUCCCCCCAAGCCCCCGAGGCCCGACCCCUCAGGGACUUCGCUGACGUCUCCGGGUUCAGUGGGAGAGUCGGCGAGGGCUUUAGAUGCUGUAAACAUGAACAGGUCAGCACUUUGCUGCCACACGGCACGUCACCACGACAACGGCAAAAAAUAUCAGUUACAAUGGGGGACACAAAACGCCGUCCAGCUACGUCCCACCUCCCCGCUGAGACCACACUGGCCUAAACUCAGUGACGUCGCUGUGAGACGGAGCUGGUCCCUCAGACAGACGUCUCACACAAAAGCACCAGGCUUUUGUCUCCUCAGCCACAAACACGAGGGGGUUGUUAUUUGCAGCAGAGGCUCCAGAGGAUCGAUCAUGAUGGACCACUUGUGGACCACCUGUUUUCCUCUCAGCUUUCAUCCGCAUGCUUUCUUGUGGAACUGUGGAACUAUUGCCAUGUUUGUUUAGGAGCUACUUGUUUUUGUUUUUAUUGUCUUAUUUCUUGUCCUCUGAAGUAAUGUAAAACUUUUGUUUGGGACAUUUAGAGUAAAAAAGACUCCCAGGUCAGCUGUCGGGCAGAAGCGCGUGCGUUGAAUGGAAGCUACAUAGAGGAGUUGGGAGGAGGGAGCUGCCACGUUAGGGGACAACGCUAGUGAUCAUUGACUUUUGUCCCAACAGCACCAUCAGAAAUCAGGCGGGUCAGCUCCUCCGGCAGCAACAGUCGACCACAGUUGCCACAUUCCUCAGAGAGCAUGUUUCUGUGGGCAGGAAGGAAAGCAACCGAUGGAAGAAGUGAGCACAGAUCCAUCUACCAGAACAUUCGUGAAUAUGACGUCCUGGACAGGAAGAAGACGGAGACCGCUCUGAGGGCGGGGGAGGACCGAGCCAUACUGUUGGGCCUCAGCAUGGUCGUCUUGUCGGUCAUGAUGUACUUUGUCCUGGGAAUCACCAUACUGCGCGCUUACUCAGACCGCGUGUGGACGGACGAAACUAGCUGCACCGUUGUGAAUUCCACCAUCGUGUGCGAUGUAAGCUGUUCGUACAGCUGUGGAGCAGAGUGCCGGAGGAGUUCCCGUUACCCCUGUCUGCAGGUCUUCGUGAGCCUCAACUCCUCAGGAAAGGUGAUGCGAUUGUUGCACGACGAGGAGACGCAGGACGGCGAUCCAGAGUGCUUUUACAUCCCAAAGUGCCAUAAGGACUAUGCAGCCACGCACGCUGUCGUUCAGAACAUUUCUGAGCGUCUCAGGUCUCAGCGCACAGUUACGUGUUUUGUGGACCCCACGGACAGGACGGACAGCGCCAUCCUGACGCAGAUCUACGGCCGGGUUGCGGUCUUCCACUCCCUGUUCUGGCCAACCUGCACCUUGAUUGGAGGAACCAUCAUCAUUGCCAUGGUGAAGCUGACCCAGUACCUGUCAAUCAUGUGCGAGCGAGUAAGCCGCGCUAAGAGGUGACGUGUAGGACGGCAGUGAGUUCAAAAGGGAGCUCCUGACAUGUGGACAUGGGGACAACUGAAGCAGCUUCAGGGGAACAAGACUGAAGGACACAGAGGGGAAGUCCUGGGGAGAGAAGUGGUCACUCUGACAGCUGGAGUGUGGGAUUCAAACAUAUUUAUCAGUGACAAUCGAAAAGCUGAUAGAAAGUAAAUACAUUUUUGAGACAGGCUGGAAAUUGAAGAUAAACUGGCCCUGCUUUGCAACUCGACACGAAUUAGCCCAGUCGUGCAUUUUCAGACUGUUUGCCAGACAGAAGCUUUGAGUGACUUUGUACAUAUGAGACAUAAUGUUUGUAACAACUCUGCGUUAUGUAGCUUUCCAACUCUGUUUUUUAUUUGACGUUUCUGUGUUUACUUAUCAAGACAAAGUUUGAUGUUAAACUGCAAUUUCCAAGCGCACUUUAAGCUACCUCGGUCCUCAUUAGGCCCACCGUGGGAUGUGCAGGUCCUACGUGGAAGAGAUUUACCAACCACUGCUGUGGUAUUUAACGUUCCUGUACUAAGUGCACAAAGUGACCAAUUUUCUGCUCCCCCCGACUCCCCCCGCUCACUUAGCACAUUCGGUAACAUCUUUGAUGACCUCCUCUCAUGCUGAAGGCCGGAGGAUACGUUAGUAUUAGCCUUUCAGACAUUAUUGUGCAUACAGUAAAUCGUCCAGCGCAAUUAAGGAAAUGGCCUCUGGAAAGCAAAAUUAAGCCUAUUUUCUAAAAGUAGGCUUAACAAGGUUUACUCACAGCUUCUGUCAGGGAUGUGUGAAGGAGGCAGGACUCAAACGCAGACUUCUCAAAGCAAUAGACUUUAAUAGGCAAAAGCAAAAGGCCAAGGGGCAAAAAUACACAGGAACCAGGGGAA
Gasterosteus aculeatus aculeatus (three-spined stickleback) is the source of this 5365-nucleotide messenger RNA. Its product is annotated as calcium-activated potassium channel subunit beta-2. Gene Ontology annotation, molecular function: potassium channel regulator activity; calcium-activated potassium channel activity. Gene Ontology annotation, biological process: potassium ion transport; detection of calcium ion. Gene Ontology annotation, cellular component: voltage-gated potassium channel complex; membrane. The record is from RefSeq and is a predicted model, not a curated record. Lineage: Eukaryota; Metazoa; Chordata; Actinopteri; Perciformes; Gasterosteidae.